AUCCCCAGCCCUGCGUGUCCUUAGGAAUGCCAGGGGUGCCCCAGCCCGAGGGAUGGUGGCUGCCCUGGGGGUGUCUGAGCUUGUGGGAUGGGGGCAGCUCUGGAAAAUGGUCCCGGUGCCCCCAGCUGGCUCCCAGUGCCCCACAUGUGCUGGGAGCGCUGCACAAAGGCGGCUCUGAGGCGCUCCGGAGCCGGGCCUGACGCCGGCACAGCCCCAACGGGGCCACCGGCUGCGGGCAGCUGGAGCUGCAUGGGGACGGGGCCGGCCGGCAGCAGGCAGCCCCGUGCCCCCCGACCCACCCCGUGCCCCCCGUGCCCCCUGUGCCACCCCAGCCCCUCCGCCUGCAGCAGGUGCCCGGCCCCGUGACCUCACGGCAUUGGGGUGCCCCUUUGGCACGGCGGAGAUGGGGCACCCCAACAGCACCGCCACCGCUCCCCUGCCCCCCAAAAUGCUGGGUGGGCUCCGUGGGCUCGGUGGGCUCGGUGGGCUACGUGCCCUGCCCAGGGUGAGGGUGGCGUGGAGCUGGGUGCUGCCCCGUCCCGUCCUGUCCCCGCUGCCCCCACGGUGGCGGGGCCAGUCUCGCGCCUGGCUUCGGGGCGGCGGCGGCCCGUGCCAGCGCUGCUGCCCCACGCAGCUCCCUAUUGUCUGGCCUCAUUAGCCGCUGUCUGCUCCGGGCUUUGAACAUGAGCCGGGCUCGGGGCGGCAGGAAGGAGCCUCUUCUCCCCAGGGAUGGGGUCGAGGCAAAACCGCACGCCCCAGCCCCUUCCCACGGCCUCCCUCUGCCUCCCGGGCACCCUGGCACCGCCAGCCUCGUCCCCGUGCCAUAAACUUGGGGCCCAGACCCGAGAGGAGCCGGAGAGGCUCAGAGGCCCCCCAGUUCCCCCAAAAAAAGCCCCCCUGCCCUGCGUGGGGCACCGAGGUGCCGUGGCCUCCCCGAAGCCCUGCGCCGAACGCGGCUUGCCCCGUGACUAAUCCCCCCCGGCCCUGCACACACGCGGCGGGGCGGGGGGGGGGGUGGGGGGGGCUGUCGUAAUGGGUGGAAAUAUCUCAUAAUUCACGUUGGACACGGGGAUUACAGCCGUUCCGGCAAUAUUUGCACAACUGGCAGGCGGCUCGCAGGGCCGGGCCGCCCCAGACGAAGGCAAGGGGUGGUGGUGGUGGUGAUGGGAUGGGGAGGGGGGACCGGGGGGCUGGGGGUGGAAGGGGUUUUGGGGGCGGCAGGUAACGGGGGGGAUGCAGCCGGGGGACAUGAUGCCGGGGUGGGGAGCGGCUGCUUUUCGUCUCCAGACACAUGGAGUUUAUUAUGGACUGCGUGUUCCCGGCACGGCGGGGACGGCUGGGGCUCUCUGCCCCUUCUCGCCUCCCUCCCGGCUGCGGCAGCCGGCACGGCUCGGGGGCCAGGAUGCGGGCAGCAUGCCCAGGACACCCCAAAACACCCCAAAACACCCCAAAAUACCCACCCACGUGGGGCCGUGCCGUGCCCAUGGCACCAUGCCCGCAGCCAGCACCCCGCAGCUCCCUGCCCGCAGGGGCACCCAAAGGUGCCGGCGUCCCCUGUGCGCCCACCCCACAAAUUCCCCCUGCCCCAAAGCGACCCCUGCGGGGGGCGUGUGGGGCACGGAGUGUGGGGGGGGGCUGUUUGGCAUGGGGAUUAGCACGCUCCCAGAGCGAUGGUGGUCUCCCCCCCCCCCCCACCCGCCCACCGGACAUGCAGGCAAAUAUUUGUGCCCAGACUUCGCAGGACGGCGAGAAGGAAUUUCAUUCUUGUGCCCACCUGCGGCUCGGCCGCCUGGCAUUAACCCCUUCGCCGCCCCGCGGGAUGGAUGCAGGGGGGGGCGAGGUGCCCUCCUGGUGCCCCCCACCCCAGCCCAGCCAGCACGGGGGGCAGCGGGGCAAGGAGCGGGAUGGGGCACGGGGGCAGCGGUGGCCACCAACGGGGCGAGCGUGGCCGUGUUGGUGAUGGCUCAGGGCAUGCCCACGGCAGUGCUGAUGCUCGUGGGGGGCACUGCCCCGGUUUGUCCCGGCCCCCCCUUGCUGGGCACCCCCUGUGCGGUGCCAGGCAGGGCCCGUGGGCACGGGGAAAUGGGGGGAAUCUGUGCCAGCACCCCUCCCGUGCUCUGUUAUCCCAUCCCGGGGCCCUUUGCAGCACCGCCAGCGCCCACGAGCGUGGGAGCGGAGCGGAGGGCACGGGGCUGUUUGCCCACGGAUGUUUAUUGGCAAUUUGCAAAUGUAAAACGGGGCCUGAGGGGGCCGAGCUGCCUGGGCUGGGGGGGCACGGGGCCUGCCCGCAUGCAGAGUGCUGCCUGCCUCGUCCCCCCGUGCCCCCAGCCCUGUCCCCGCUGCGUCCCCGGCCCUUUCCCCCCAGUCCCCGGGGCCAGCUGGGCCCUGAGCAAACGGGGGCUGUUUGCUCAGGCCGGGAUUAGCCGCUCUCUUUGUUCCUUUGACUUUCUCCUCCCUUAAUGCUGGGCUCUUUUAUGGGGGCUUCAAAGGGGGCUCGGACCCCCCUCCCUGCCCAGGAAGCCCAGGUUUGCUUCCCACGUGCCCGGCAUCCUGCGGGUGCCCAGCGGGCACACCUGGGUGGCCUGGUGGUGGUGGGGGGGGGGGGCAGCAGCUGUGCCACCCACCUGGGACCCCCACCCCGGCCACCUGGCACCUCCGGCCGCCCCUGGCACCUUGGUGGAGUGGGUGCGAACGGUUGCCCCCUGCAGCGGGAUUGCCGGCACUUUGCACCCCGUAAGGAGAGGUGGGAAACUCAGCGCUGGGAUCCGGCCAGCUGCACGGCCCCGAGCCCCCCCGCCGGCACCAGGGGGUCCCCCCCCGUGCCCCCCAGGCAGGGGCAGCAAGCAGCAGCAGUGCCCCUUCCAGCAGCAAGGAACUGGCUGAAAAGAAGCAUUUUGGGGGCGAAGGGACAGUUUUAGGCACCUCGGGGUGCUCCGGUGUCCGCACCCCAAACCAGGAGGUUUGCACCCAGAAGCAGCCACCCAUCUCCCAUUAUCCCAUCUCCCCGAUGGGUUCAUUUAACUAAUUGUGAAGGCAAGCACUGACCCCGGGGCACUGCAGCUCCCCAGCACACCAUCACCAAUGGCUUUGCACCCGGAGAGGGACGGGGACUGGGGUGCAACGGGGAACAGGGUGCAGCAGGGACUGGGGUACAUCAGGGACAGGUACAGGACCAGCAGCAGGACCGUGGCCAGCACUGGCCCAGGGGCCGAGCGUGCCAGCAGGGCGCGUUUGCAGCCCGUCACGUCCGCAGAGACGGGGCAUGGCCGUGCGGGGGAAGCCCAGCGGUGCUUGACCCCGCUGCUCGCCGCUCCGCUCUCCGGCCGCCGUGCCUGAGCCGUGCAGCCAGCGCCGUCCCUGGAGCCGUGGGGCUGCCGGAGCCCAUCGGGACCCCCCCGCUCUGCCCAAAAGGUACCAGGGCCACCUUCGUCCCCAGGACGGGCCGAGCUGAGGCUCCCAACCCCGCCAUCCCAGGCACGGUGUGCUCAGGCCCAGGGCAGGGGGCAGGUGACGGAGCCCCGAGGGCGCCCGGGGACGCCCUUCCCGGUCCCAGAGCCAAGAGAGGAAACGGCCGGAGGCAGGAAGCCGUCCACGGGGCCCCCGGAGCGCUUUUACUCGAAGGUCAGCAGCGACACAACAGGAAAUCACUCUGCCUCGGCACGGCGGCCGGGCCGGAGAGCCGUGCCGUGCCGUGCCGCACGAGGGGUGCUCCCAGGCGCCCGGCCCCUCCGUCCCGGCCGCUCGCGGGGAGCCCGCACCACAGCUGCCCUCCAUGGAAGGGGGACGGGAGCUGGGGAGCAGCCGCUGGCCCCAGGGUGGAAGAUGCAGGGCCGAAGCCCCCAGGCGAGCAUGGAGCUGAACAGGCUGCUCCUCCUCACGUCCUUCCUCCUGCACGUCAAAGAGGGCCGUGCCAGCCCGGCGCGGCUGGUGUGCGACGACAGGCUCAUCUACAAGUACAUCGAGGAGGCCAAGGACAUGGAGAAGAAAGUGAACCAGUGCCAAGCUCCCUCGGUGCUCAGCUGCCCCGUGACUCUGCCCCUGGUGGAUGUCAAAAUGACGCAGUGGAAAACCAAAUCGAACCAGAGCAAGCGGCGCGAGAUCCUCUGCAACCUGAUGCUGCUGCUGGGUGCUGUGAGGGGGGCGCAGAGCCAGGAGAGCCAGGAGUGCUGGGCCGGGCAGCUCAAUCGGCUCUACCGCCACGCCGAGGCCUUCCUCAUGCUGCUGAAGACCUGGGAGCCCCCCCAGGAAGAGCCGUGGGAGCCGGGCUGCUCCCCAGGCUCCGAGGAGCGGAACACGGCCGUCAUCUUCCUCGCCUACCAGCGGCUGCUGCAGGGCAAGCUGCGCUUCUUCUUCUACGACCUGGCCAAGGAUUUGUGCAACCAAGGCCAAGGGGGCGGCAGGGACCCCCCCCGCGGGGCCUGAACUGAUGGGGGAGGGCAGAAAAACCCCGCAGGACGCCGAGCUGUGCUCCGGGUGCCCAGGAACGUGCCCCCCCAGGGGGUCAAACCCAGCCCUGGUUGCACGCACCUGGCUCCCACCGGACUGUGAACGCCUCGCGAUUAAAGCCCUUAUUUUUCUAAA
This is a messenger RNA of Anas platyrhynchos (mallard), 4581 nucleotides long. NCBI's taxonomy places the organism in Eukaryota, Metazoa, Chordata, Aves, Anseriformes, Anatidae. The record is from RefSeq and is a predicted model, not a curated record.